AUGACUGAAAAGAGGGCCAUUUUAAAAGCUCUACAAGAAUCGAGUUCAUCGAGUUUUAUUAAAAAAUUGACUCCUGACGAACUUAUUCCUAAUAUCAAGAAGGCAAUCACCCUGUAUGAAACAAUUAAGAAUCCAGAGACUGAUCGAGUUAUAAAACAGAAAGCGUUGAAGACAUUCCAUACUUCUAGAAGAGUUUCCAAUUCACAUUUCUCUUUUAAUAUACCAGAAAAGAGAGAACAUUAUAAAGUUACUUUGAUCAAUGAAAAGCUGAUUGAAAAUGAUUUCCACUUGGAGGUGAAUGAAGAGUUGUACAGGAUAUUUUCUGGCGAAGACGUUUACGUCAAUGCUAAUCAAAAUAUAUUCCCUUACAGUAUGACUUAUGCUGGAUAUCAGUUUGGUAGUUUUGCUGGUCAACUAGGUGAUGGCCGAGUUGUAAAUCUUUUUGAGUUAAAAGAUAUUAACCAUAAAACUCAAAGUUUUCAACUGAAAGGUAGUGGGACUACUCCUUAUUCACGUUUUGGUGACGGUAAGGCAGUAAUUCGCUCCAGUAUUAGAGAGUUCAUUAUAAGUGAGUCAUUAUUUAGUAUAGGCAUACCUGCUACAAGAGCAGUUCAGUUAACAAUUUUACCAGGCACAAAAGCGCAAAGGGAUGGAUUCAAGUAUUAUACAUCAGCUGUAACCUGCAGAAUGUCUCCCAGUUGGAUAAGAGUGGGGAAUUUCGACUAUUUCUCUUGGAAACCUAACAUGAAGAAUUUAUUAAAGUUAACUGACUAUUGUAUUUCUCAUUUAUUUGAUAAUGGUUCUGUUUUCCAGAAGGAAAUAAAUCUCAAUAAUUUUAAGAAGGACUUUUUCAAAGAGAAAGUAAGCAAUAUGUCCUCUUCCAAGGAGUCUUCUACUAAUGAACAUAUUGCAACGCUUGAAGAUGAAAGUAUUUAUGAUCAGUUUUUCAGACAUGUUGUAAAAUUGAAUGCAGAAACGGUCGCAUAUUGGCAAGCAUAUGGGUUUUUAAAUGGUGUUCUGAAUACAGAUAAUACUUCAAUUAUGGGUUUGUCUAUGGACUUCGGUCCAUUUGCUGUAAUGGAUAGGUUUGAACCUGAUUAUACACCGAAUCAUGACGAUGUAACCGAACGUUAUUCAUUUGCAAACCAACCAACUGUUAUUUGGUGGAAUUUAGUACAAUUUGCAAAAUCAAUAGCAGUAUUAUUGGGUUCAGGUGACAAACACAUCAAAAGCAUUCAAGAAAUGAAAGAUAUUACCGAAUUAUCGAAAGAUAUGGAAGAAGAUAUAAUAAAAAGAGCAAAUGUUCUGAUACCAUUAGUAGAAAAUGAGUAUACAUUCAGAUUCACAAUUAAAUACGCAGAAUUGAUGAGUUUAAGAUUAGGUGUUAAUCUUAACUUACCAACUGACCUGUCGACUGCUGUUGACAUAGAGAGAGCUGCUCUCAUUACUAAGGAAUUUUGUUCAGCGAUUGUUGAACCUCUUUUGGAUAUUUUGCAAGUAACUAAGAUAGAUUAUAACAAUUUUUUUGUCAAGCUACAAGAAUUCAAUACUCCUUUGAUCUCUGAAAAUUUUGAAAAUUCCAUAAAUAAGGUUAAUGUUGAUUAUCUGAAGAUAUUUUUUAAUGAUGAUUCAUUAGCAAGACUUGCAACUUAUUUUAACGGAGAGAAGAAAUUGGCACAAAUGGCAAGAGAAGAUUCUGGUGAGAUACACAAACUUUUAGAAAUAUUUGAGAAAAUUGAAAAUUGGACUCUAAAUUAUUCUAAAUUAAUUUUCAGCGACAGACAAUUAAUUGCUUCGAAGUAUAAUCCUUUGUUUAUACCAAGGUCUUGGGUAUUUGAUGAAGUUAUAGACAGUAUAAUUGAGGAUCAAAAAAACCUUCUAGAUAACCCGGAAGCAACUCUAGAUUUAUCUCUUUUGUACAAGCUCUAUAAUAUGAGUUCAAAUCCUUAUAAUAAGGAACUUUGGGAUCAUACAUUAAGACCAGAAAAAGAGCUUGAGUGGACUAACAUGGAUAUACAAGGAAUUAGUGAUUCAAAGCGUUAUAUGAAACAAUGUUCAUGUUCAAGUUAA
Messenger RNA from Tetrapisispora phaffii CBS 4417, 2070 nucleotides. It is a transcript of the gene FMP40, whose product is annotated as Fmp40p. NCBI's taxonomy places the organism in Eukaryota, Fungi, Ascomycota, Saccharomycetes, Saccharomycetales, Saccharomycetaceae. Bases 1 to 2070 code for a protein of 689 amino acids. The transcript has a single exon. The record is from RefSeq and is a predicted model, not a curated record.